Schistosoma spindalis is the source of this 372-nucleotide messenger RNA. The record is from the annotation of a GenBank genome assembly. Lineage: Eukaryota; Metazoa; Platyhelminthes; Trematoda; Strigeidida; Schistosomatidae.
AUGUCUUUAGUGUAUGGAAGCAUGGAGAACAAAGGGAUUAGUCGAAUCGAGAUUUUUGCUAACCUUUUGAAGUUGUGUUUAAGUAAAAUACCUGACGAGAUAUCUAGUACUAACGGCUUUACCAACCUUAUAAGAGAGAUAACAGAGAUAACAGAUAAUUUUUUGGAUUCGUUGUAUAGUCACGAUAAACAGAUUUUGCAACAAAGAGCGCUGUACAGCCUUAGGUUUGAGUUUAUUCAGUCAUGCAAACAAUUCAGCGAAACCUUGAAAGCAUAUAACCGUGAUAAAAACCAAACCUCAGUUAUCUCUCGAGCGAAUCAACUAGUUCUGUGCACAAACACCAUUCUUGAUGCUCUUCGUUGUGGCAAAUGA